GCAAAUCUUUAACAUAAAUUUUCCAAGUAACUUCUGUUAAAAGUUUAAGUCAAUGUGAUCACUAGAUUGAAAGCAUUAUUAAUUAACAACAAAAAUUUGAUGUUUAAUAUCAACAAAAUCUGAUGCCAGACGUAUUUAAUUAUGACAUCAAAUUUGAUGCUAAAGGAAAGUUACCAUAAUAUAUAUGAAAUAGUAUUUUUCUUUACUUAAAAAGAAUUUGAAAUCAAGUGGGAUUCAACCGAAAUUUGAAAUCUAUAUAACCCGUGUUUUUCGGUAAUCUCUAUAUAAGCCGGCAUCUUGAAAACCUAAACCUUCUCCGACAAAUCUUAUAAAGAAGAAGAAGACGAUCAAGAAAAAAAGCUAUGGAAACUUUUCAAGAAAGUAUCUUGAAAAUCGCCGAGACUCAUCCAAACACGCCCUUAACCUCUCCGGCCAAAACCCAUGUCAGAAAUCACUUGGACCAGUUGUUUUCGAAUUAUAAAGUCCCCGAUCAUCCUCCGUAUUCAUCGAUGAUAGAAAGGGCUAUUAGGGAAUUGAAUGAGAAAGAGGGUUCGACGGAGCCCUCGAUAUCCCGGUUCAUAUUCGAGCAAUACAACGAUCUGCCGUUGGCUCAUUGGACUUUGCUCAAACACCAUCUCAACAAACGCUGCGAGUCGGGUGAUAUUGCAAUGACACCUGGCAAUAGAUACAUGCUUGCUAGGGCAAACCCUAGCCCUCUUAAGAAAAAUAAUAAUAUUAGGAAUAUUGCUGCACUGCCUAUUCAAGAUCAAGAAAAUAACGUAUUCACGUACAAUGGCGACGAUGGUGGUGUCGAUGAUUGGGUGAUCGAAUGGGCUAAUGAGUUGAUUCAAGAACCCGGAAUCGGUAUUCAAGAUCACGUGGCGGUGGAUUUGGACGAGCUGGAGAAUCUUUCGAAUAAGGAUUUAUUUCAGAUAAUAACCGAUAUAGAUACUCUCAAUCCAAUAAGUAGUACUAUCGAAGUGCAUAAAGAUGAAAAAUCGGCAGAUCAGUCGUUGCAGCAAGGGCAUCGAAUUAGUAGCCAAUCAUCUGAACUAAUUAAUCCUGGUAAUUACGGGGUUAAUACGAGUACUAGCGUUGACCAAGUCAAACAGGGAGCGAAAAGAGGGAGAGGGAGGCCACGUAAGCACGAGAAGAAGGAGCUGCCACCGAUUAAACGGCCGAGGGGCAGACCUCCGAAACGGCUGGAUCAAGAUAACAAGAUCAUGGAUCAGUACUCAUAAUGACUACUUCUCUGAUAUCUAUAUGUAUGUAUAUCUUGAUUUCUUGGACAACAAGCUUUUAAUUUUACUACAUGAUUUUAUACAAUUAGCUUCGGUUGUAAUUGUUAAUGCAUGUUGUGUUCAAAUAACAAUUUAAACCUAGUUUGGACUAUAAACUUCAGUUCAUCUAACAUUAAUUGCAUUGUCUUAAAUAAUUGUGAGGACACUGGAUUUGAUCCUUACAAAAAUUCUUUGACCAUUUUUUUUUUGAUAAGAGAAAAAUUCUUUGACAUUGCAAGUAAGUUUUUGGGAGGUAAAUGUGUUGCUUACCUUUAGUUAUGGGAGUUACAUAUUAUUUCAUAAUGAAAAAUGAUCCGUCGUGGGUUGGAGCUUCUUAAUUCGAAUCAAUUUAGAUCAUCCAAGAAAAUUAAUAUCGAAUAGUUGUGUGUCACAGUAACUCAUGGAUACUUAUUAAAUUUCUGAUAAAAUUUUCUUUUCAAGACACUUAUUUAUGUGCGAAGAUGAGGGAGAACCCCUUCAAUACACAAAAUAAUAGAAUCUAGAUCCAUUUUAUAAUUGGUCUUUCCGUAAAAAAAAAAACUAAAAUUAACAUUAUGAAUUGUGACCGCCUUCAUGGUUCUCUUAUUCAUGUCUUGCCCUUCAUUCCUAUAAAACAUGUUUGUCUCUUUCUAUUCUUUAGUCUAUGGAUACCAUUGUCAUGAUUUUCUCUCCGAAAAUGAGGUACUCGUCGCCGAGAUGAUUUUAAAUCACUAAAUUUCAAAUUGCAUGAGCUCUUGAUUGCACCGACAGUAAAAUUUA
Molecule: messenger RNA, 2039 nt
Organism: Erythranthe guttata (spotted monkey flower)
Lineage: Eukaryota; Viridiplantae; Streptophyta; Magnoliopsida; Lamiales; Phrymaceae
Biological process (GO): chromosome condensation; negative regulation of DNA recombination; nucleosome assembly
Cellular component (GO): nucleosome; nucleolus; nucleus
Molecular function (GO): double-stranded DNA binding; nucleosomal DNA binding
Source: RefSeq, a predicted model, not a curated record